Messenger RNA from Phasianus colchicus (ring-necked pheasant), 17179 nucleotides. Lineage: Eukaryota; Metazoa; Chordata; Aves; Galliformes; Phasianidae. The record is from RefSeq and is a predicted model, not a curated record.
CAAAAAAAAACCAGGUAACUAAAUACACUAGAAACAGGACUCCAGUCUUCAGGUACCUAGAAACACAAGAACUGUGAUCUUGUUCUCUGAGAAGAAUGUAUCACAAGAGGUGGUAAGAACUUAACAGAGGAAUGGAAGGGAACACAGGACAGACAUUUAGGAAACCCUUCCACAUCCUUAUGUACCUUAGGAUGGAAAAACCAAACAAGGACUGGGGAAAGGUGCACGUAUAUAAAAAUAUUCAGAAGAAAAUGAAUACAAGAAAUUUUAACACAGAUAAGAAAAACAGAAGAGAAAAAGAUGACAUUAUGGGACAUAAAGUAACCUGUAAGUUAAGAAGAAGAGUGUGCAGAGAAAAAAUAAACCACUAUCACAAAAAGCCUCAUUUUAAAAUGGAGACAAAUGUAAAUCUGAUACACAUUUGAUUUAAAUCAAAGAUAUCUACUACUUGCAUAUUAAAAAGAUGAGUUAUGUAUUUAAUCCUGUAAGACAUACAGCAAAUCCUCGCAAAAUACUAGGAAGGACUGAAGAUGUAGAGUAGGAUUAAGGACCAAAUAAGAAAAGCAGAGUGUUUAUUACCCUUUGAAGCCAUCUUCUGGGGAGUCAAGGUCAGUAUAAUAGAGAGUUAGAAGCAACUAUGCUCAAGCUUAAGAAACAAUCUAUCAGAAAUUUGGGGUGGUCCUAUUUCUUAACUUAUACCACAUUAUAUUUGAAAUAAAACAAAGUUCUCAGGUACGUAGUGAAGAACAGAGCUGUCACAAAAAGAUUACGUGUAUGUUUUCACAAAAAGCACAUGUACUGUGUGCAGUAACUCAGGUCAGACAUGCUGCUGUAACUGCUGACUCAUUCCAACAGGGAUCCACCACUGCUGAAAUAAAUGGCAGCACUACCUUCAGGACUUAUGGAUUGUAUUCUAAAAAUCCAGAAAUAUAAGAAAGUGAUAAUGCAGUAAAGAUUGUCUAACACACCUGCACAUGACUGCACUGAGACUCCUCAGGUCAUUUUUGGGACAAUUUUAAGAACUUUGUUUAGGAAGGAUUUGCAAGUUGUUUCCCCACUUUUUCCCAUUCACUGAAGAAAAGCUGUAUUAUAUGUACAAUGGGGAGUGCAGAGAACCCGAAAUACUACAGCUUAUGAAAUCUCCAUUUAGAAGAGUUCAGAAAUUCUUCCUACUUGGGGACAUUGAACUCCAAAAGCAGAACCCAAAGCACUGCCUUUGGAGCUUGUAUACUGCUUGAAAAUGUAUACUGCUUGAAAAUAACCCAUGCCACUUCUCUUCCACCUCAUAACAGCGACAGCCUCUCUCUUCCUCCAGAUCAAAAUCUUCCACAGCAAGUUGUGUUAGGGAGGGACCAUACUGGAAGGGUAUAUGCAGAACUAAAACCAGAGAACAACAUACAAGCAAGACGUUUUCAGGUUCCUGUGCUCCAAGUUCAGAUGAAACACUUUCCCAGCUGUCAGUAAAACAAGUUUCUAGAGUCAUUUUCAAGACCAUACAGCCUUGAGCUAGCAAGUACAUAGGAGGGUCAGAAAACACCUUCAUGCUUAAGACAUAGGAGUUCUCCCACCCUGACAGUCACACAGCGACCUCAGAAAGGUAACUCUAAAACAUCUUUUCUCUUGUUUCCAUAUUUAAAAAAAAUGCCAAAGCACACUAUCAGUACUGACAGGCAGUCAUAUGAAGCCUAAUACAACCCAGACACACAUUUCCUUCAUUAAGACAAGCACCUGACUAAAGAAAACUCCUAUGCUUGCUGCACUUUGAGAACAAAGUUUCUAAAACAGUAUAUUUUGGAAAAUAUUCAUCCAGUGGAAAACUAGUAAAUACAACAACAGAGCCAAGCCACCUGAAAGCACAAGUACACACACCAAGACCACUGACAGUCUAACCCAGCAGAGAACUGCAGUUCAGCAGACCAGAUGAGCCUCAGACACAGAGGAUAAAGAAUAUGGUCAUUUUCUGAACUUAUUCAAAAAAAGCAAAAUGCAUUUUUUUCUUUAAUCCUGCAGCACACAAGCUUGUUUUUUUUUCCUCACAGAAAGUUACCAGCAAGUGUUACUCAGCUAUUUUCAGCUUAAAAAGUCUUAUUAAAAAAAACACAUCUGUUCUUCUCAGAAGAAUUCAUAGCUAUUAUUUGACACUCACUGAACACCACCACUCAUUUGAGAAGCUACAAAGGUCCCAUCAAUUAAGAAAAGAGAUGUCAUUUCCUUGCAUUGUUAAGACUUCAGACAGCUCUAACAGCAGCAAGCUAUAGGCUCGUGGGCUCUUGCUGCUGCUUCUAGAACAUAUGGGGUUUAAACAGAAAAUAAAGCUUCAUAAACAACGUUGUGAAGUCUGCUGUGGCAACAAAUGCCUGUAUCACUGUUUCAGCUAAGUAUUCUAAAGGCACACCUGAGGCAAUUCAGGCCGUGCUGUUCACAGUGCUUACCACAGUUGGUUUUGGUCCCAAGAGUGGAGCUACUGAAGUCAGGUUUUGUAUUCUACACGUGCAGGAAACUGCAUCCCCAUUACCCACUGUGGAAUUAGAAACAUACAGCUCCAACGAGGUGACACAACUCAGUGUUUGCCAAGAUCAAAAAGAAGGGAGAUACCAUCUCUCCUAUAAUUUGAAGUUCCACAGCAUUAAAAAAAAUUAAGAAACAAUAAGAGGCAGCGAAGGGGGCAGUUUUACUGCAUCUGAGGAUGGUAUCACCCAUGACUGAGAAAAACUUCCAAACAAACCAGUACUUCAGCAUGUCGCACCAGGUGCUGACCUGAUAACACAGUUCUGUGGGAGCCAAGAAAAGGCAGCGUAUCCUUUUUCUGGUACUGAAGCACCAUAGCAAGUAAUAUCCAAGGACGUAAGGAAUGUUUCAAAACAGAUCAGGCAUGACAUGAUGCUGAACAUUAGGCAGAUCAAUCAAGAAACCGACUUUUAACAACGUCCCAGUACAUCCACACUGCAAUCAGCUCUUUUCAGCUGUCACGACCAGUUCAGAGUCAGUACUUGGCAAUGCUUUCAGAAAGAAAAAAUGAAAACGCAGUCUAUGGUUUUGCCUUGGACUAAUUGACUGGACUUCCUGAAGAGAAGGAGCAAGAAAAAAGGGCACCUCUGUUCAAGUCUGUCACAAAGCCAGCAAUGAUGUUUACAGAAAAUUUCAGAUAGAGCCCAGUGGUAUGCAGCCAAAAAAGCCUUCAGCUGUGCAACAUGGAGCUGAAGAGAGAUUGAACUGCAAAGGGCAAGACUGGGAUUCUGGGACAUGGCUCCAUGGCAACAUGUUCACGUCGAGACCUUAACCACUGCCAUAGCAAACAGUGCUGCUCUCCACACUGCCUGUCUACAUUUCCUAUGACACGCUCAGCACUUGGAGAAAAUGAGCACAAAUAGCAAGACUGACAGCAACACCGCCUGCUCUGAACAGGGGGAAAACCUACGGGGCUCCAAGUGCCUUCAUUUGUUCUAUUCUUUCUGCUGCAAACUACACAUUUCCACACUAAAAAGACAAAAGAAUUCCUUCGCAGCAAAUGUUUUGAAUGGCAUACAAAUAACUUUGCCUACACAAGUAAUUCUGCAGCUCAUUUUACAGAAGAAUAGAACAAGUGGCCGUAAGAUAACUUUUCCAAAUAAAUGCUACCCUCCCAUCGGGACAGCAUUUACCUACAGAACACACACAGAGAAGUGACUCACCUACAGCCAGAGUCAGUGAUGGAAAUCCAAAGUCCUGGUGAUAUUUUCUCUCUAGAUUUUCUCUCCCUUCCUAAAUUCUCAAUCCCAACUGCCACUCUUAAACAUGCUAUCGAACAUCACUAUAUUCUUCACUAAUACUACGGCUACUCCCCAGCACGAGUGAGUCACAAAAUGCAGAUAUACAAGAGUGUUUAAUUCCAUAAGACACACCUGGAAAUCACAGUGUAGCCACUUCAUCUGCUGUACAGUCACAUUAUGUUUUCAAGCCGUUCAUCCAAAUCAGAUUAGAAAACAUGCGACUGGACACCAUAAGCUUUCCACAGUGCAAAAUACAUUCUGUAAGAAUGUUUAGGAAAAAAACACUCAUAUCACACCACUGAUGAAUAGAAAGCCUUCUCCAGAGGAUACCUGACUUCACUGGAGUAUAUAGGGAAGAGUCGAGAGCAAGUCACAUCACCUAUCCCACAGGCUUACCAUAAUGGCAGCACUACAUUACUUGCACUGGCUCUGAAGGUCACACUAUGCCUACCACCAUUUUAGGUGCUGUGCCUGAACAUGUAUUAAAAUCGUUCCAUACUAAUGAAGCAAAGAAUUAAAGUUUUGCAAUUUAGUGUUGGGGGAAUGUUAAAGAAAAAAAAAUGAGGGAGGAUUUUGUUCCCUAAGCAUAAAAGUCUACAUUAAUAAUUUUCCCAGCAGGCCUUCAGUAGUUUUAGUGCAAACAACCGCAGCCUUUGUUUCUCAGAUCCUCUUACAUAUGACGUUCGAUGAAAGCCCUCAGAUCAGCAGCUCAUGAAGGGGGGAAAAAAGUGAGAAAUACAACUGCAUUGCAAAGUUGUCCUCAGAGUUCAGCUGAGUAGUGCAGCACGACGGGUGCUCUGUGCAUUCUUUCAGACUGAAGAUUUUCCUUAAAGGAACUCUCCCAAUUUGCUCUAAUUUGUUAAGCAAGAGAGAGAGAGAACAAGUGUAAAUAUUUUCACUUACUGCAUGGAACCAGUUUCACUGCAUCUUUAAAGGCAGUAACCUAGCUAGUCUGCACUGUUUCACUUCCUGGCUUUGGCAAAAUCCUGUUACUAAUUUCAUGUUUUCACAUAGGAGCAACAUGGAGAAACAGCCAGCAGAUUUACAUCUUCUGACCAGAAUUAAACUACAGCUGAGCAGGGACCAUAGGCUACACUACCAGCUGCAGCCCACACUUCCUUAGCAGAGCCACUCAGUAGGCCAGGACACGAGGACAAGCAGCAGCACUGGAGAAGCAGCAAGAAGACAAGAUUCCCCUCUCUACCUCAAUUAACAGUAGCUACACUCGUUAGGAAGAAAGUAUCAGAGAACCACUUGUUUCUCAGCAGCAAUCUCAGAGCUUUUUACAUUCAGUUUUUCCAGAGGAAUUUUGGCCUUUUGAACUUGCAAGUAAAACUUUAAGUAAGAUUAAACAAAUCUAAAUAAGAACCUUGGUGACAGAGGGGAGGGGAAAACGCACCCCUUCCACAAGUAAGCAUUUGAGGAUUUCUCCUUGCCUGCUAAGGGUUUGUGUUGGGUAAAGGAAAAUGCUCCUAACAAACCAGCAUUCUUUUCCACAUGAUCAGAGCUAACCAGCCCCCCUGCAGGCAAAGUGACCAAUUGAAUCAGCUUCAGAUGAAAACCAGCCCCCCUGCACUAUAAACACCGGAACGAGACAUACAAACCCUUUUUUUUUUUUUUUUUUUUUUUUUUUUUUUGAAAAGGAGAUCUCUACCAAUCACUUGUGGGAAGUUCCCUACCAGUGCUGGGACCAAUACACAAGUGGUCCCUUCUCUAGAGCCCAGGCACACUCCUUCUCCCACAUAGAAGCAAAUCUUCAAAGACUGGUAAGUACCCUAAGCAAUUUCUCUUACUGUAUGUUUAGCAAUUAUUCUGUCAUUCUGUAAUGAAAGAAAAUGAAGUUGUUUCUCAGGGCACAAAGCUUUAUUUCUAAAACUCACCAAAUUCAAUAUCACCUUACACAAAAGCUUCCGAUUUCCUCUGCUGAAGAAGAAAAAGCUCUCAAAUGAUCUCAAUCACAACAGCACACAGAGCAAAACCAAAGCCAUCAUGCAACGUUCUUGCAGAAAGCUUUCAAGAUCAACACUUUGGGAAAGACUCGGCAAUGCUCUGCAAACAAGGGAGCAUCACAAUUCUACCAGCCUAGCAGCAAGAAGGCAAGAUUCCCUAUUUCUACCUCAACAAACAGUAGUUACACUCGUUAGGAACAACACACUCAUUACACGCACAGUACUAAGGAGAAAGCCUUCCUCACCUCUUGUUUCAUCAACCAACUCAGCAUUUCACUUCAGUUCCACCAAAAAUGCAAGAAACCAGCUCCAUCUCUUCAGAUCUGCUUUUAACAUUGGUAAUUUAUUGUCAUGUCUUCAAUCACUUUCAAUCAAUGCAUUCUGAUCUACUGCUUACAGACACACUGCUGUGAGCUAGCACUACUGUCUUAAGAAUCCAUUAAUGAACAUCAAGUGUCAACUGCCUAGAAAGCUAUCAGUGCUCUUCAAAAACACCAAGGUCUUCAUGAAUCAAGUCUCUAACAAGUCAUUCUUCUGUGCUGUAAUACUCUGUCCCAUUUCACCUUUUUUUUCUUUCCUUCUCUAAAGUCCACUCUGUAAUAAACAGUCAGUGAAGGUCAAAAGUAAAGCUUUGGUAUCCUAUGUUUUGUGUUAUUUGCUGUGAAAAUCAUGACUUGGGCUCAGAAGAAGUUUUCAUCUUCACUGUAUUUCUUUAUGUUUGUAUUGAGUCUUGAAAACUGUUACCUUAAUUCUGCAGACUGCUUGGAAAAAAAGUUGUCACCAACUUCUAUUCUGUUCAUCUAAAUGAGGAAUUGCCUACAAAAUCUCAAGGACAAACAUGCUCAAAAUUCUAACUAUCCUACUCACAGCUGUAGCAUAAGUUUUCAACUAAAGCAGUUACAGUACUGACUGAAUUACCUACAUUUCUAAGACCAGCCUUAGUGCAGAUUAUAUGAUCCAGAGAAGUCAUCAACUCUGGAAAAAAAUUUGCUUCUUAAGGUUAACAUCAAAGCAUCAAGGAUCAUCACCCCAUGGAAAAAGAGCAAUACUGAGAUUUUAAUAGCAUAAAAGUGACUUAAAAAAAAGAUAAACCAGAAAAAAGGUAAUAAUCACAGCUUACAGCACCAAUAUUUAAUUCUGAAGUGUAAAGUUAUUCGAAGUCAGGUUCAGUAAAAAGGGGCAUGACACCAUCACUUGGGUUCUAAUUAAUCCUCAAGUUCUGCUACAGCUGUAAGCAGUGUUAGCAGUACUCUCAGGAAAUAGCAAGUCCUCUUUGACUGCCUCACUGCUGCAAUGAAGUGGCACACUAUAAACCACCUCAAAUCCCUUCUGAGAUCAACUGGAACAGAUUUUAAGAGUGGAAGUUGGGCAGUUAUGGCAGCACUGUAACUUUUCUCUGGGACAAAGCUCCACAAAACAGCAUUCCAGCUCCUAGAGGGGUUGCAGCUGCAUUAACUUAUCAAGCCAAAAGCUUGAGUGUCAUUUUCAGUGCCUUCAGCUGGGAAGACAAACAAAAACAUGAAGACUGCAAAUAAGUCCCCAUGGAUUAAAGGAUGCCUUAGAGAUGGAGGAAAGCACCACGGUGGUGCAGAGCACAAUGCUACUUCAAAGAGCUGUCACAACACAACAAAGCAAACAUCUCAGUAACAAAGCAAAGUGUGGGAGGGUAGGUGUGUUGGAUCAUGAAUUUCAGAAACGCAAGCAGUGUUCUAGAACUGUAAGCUCAAGUUUUUAUUAGCAAGUUGGACAGGUUCUAAACUGACCCAACCACUAAUAAAAGUUAAACUGCGGUACUCACCCUACCUUGGUUUGUCUUACAAGAUUGUAAGAAAGAAAGAAGUCAGAAUGAGGGACAAAGACAGUAAAGUAAGAGGUUUAAAAAAACUAAAAGAAUCAAAGAGAGUUGGUGAUAACCACUGAAUUCUCAAUAGACUGGAAACAGGAAGGAUUAGAAACACUGAAUGGAAAUUAAAGAUUGGCCAGCAAGCAAAGAGAGGCUUAAGAAAAUCUUAGCUGACAGCUCCUGUCUUUCUAGUCAGGGGUUAUCAGCUGGCAGAAGAAACACCCCAAAGCUACAGUUUCACAAGCCAACAACCAGGAAAAACAAAACCAAACAAGAAGCAUAUCAUAAAGGUUAAAAGAUGACAUUAGAGAAACCUGGUCUAGGAACCAUAUCCAUUCAGCACUGGAGACCUGUUAUCCAACAAAACACAAGUCAGAGUUGCACAUCUUCUCUAAAACUUACUCUGAAACUAGGAUUGAUGUGUGGAUCUCAAGGACAACACUGCACAGAAUCAGACUAGGUGGUCUAAAAUAUACUUUAUCAUUUUAUUAAUUUAUUACUAAGAGGGAGAUUAAGUUUUUUACUACAUUGGGCAAGGAAAGAAGUAUAUAGAAGACAAUUAUCUUCAAAUUUGAAGUCACACUUACUCAAGUUGAUCCUGCUUUUGAGAAAUUCAGUAGCCUGAUCCUCUAGCCUGAGCAAAUUAUUUCCCACAAGACAAUUAACUUUUUCACCUAUACUAAAACAACUGCAUCGCUCUUAAAGCUUAUUUACAGUUUCUUUGCCAUCGUUCCCUGCCCAGGAAGUUUAGACUCGUGGCCAAAGCUUCCAAUGCUACUGCUGCCAUCUACUCAGCUAGGUGAUGCUUUAAAACAGUGCUAGACAAGAAAGAUCAGAAGCCUCUAUCAGAUGAGAUCAGAGCAGUUACCUGGUGAACCAUACAGGUAAUUUCCCUGCUGAGAGUCUCAAGGAACACCAAGAAAGGACCAUUACAAAAUGCACUGCUGGAGGUUAAUGGAGGUUCCCUUUGCAGAGUACCCUUGACAUGUCUGUAAAGGCCCUUCUUCCACAGAAUACAUUGUAAACAACUUGAUGAAGAAGACUGACUGGAUUUUUCAGGCCCAAAUAACUUUGAGACUGUAAAGCAGAUGCUGCCCUCCAAUAAACCGUAAGAAUUUACAAGCACAUCUUUUUCCCUCAAGAACGCAUGAGGUUACACCUAGAGGUGCUUUGUCCUGUAGGUGUUCUCUGUUCAGACAAUCACAGAAUUGCAGAGGUCAGAAGGAACUUCAGCCACAUCUGGAGUACUGCAUCCAGUUCUGGGCUCCCCAGUUCAAGACAGACAGGGAAUUCCUAGAGAUCCCCACAAAGAUGAUUAGCAGCCUGGAGUGUCUCUCUUAUGAGGAAAGGCUGAGAGACCUGGGGCUGUCCAGUCUGAAGAAGAGAAAACUGAAAAGGCAUCUUAUCAAGACUUAUAAAUAUCUAAUGGGCAAGAGUCAACUGGAUGAGGUUAGGCUCUUCUCAGCCAGAACUACUUUAAUGUGAGGGUAACAGCACCAGCACAGGCUGCCCAAUGAGGUGGUAAAAUCUCCUUCUCUGAUGAUAAUCAAAACCCAACUGGAUGCUUUCCAGUGCAACCUACUGUACGGAACCUGCUUUAGUAGGGGGUGUGGACUCCUGAGGUCCCUUCCAACCCCUACAACUAUGUGAUUAUCAAGAGCAAGUAAACAGUCAUGAAAGCUACUGGUUUACAGGAUCAGAAAUCACAAAACAGUGGGUUUUUUUCAUUUAAAAUUCCAUCAAUUGAUUCUGAAUUUUAUGAUCAUUAGAUCCAGUGUGUUUCAACACAAAACUAAGAUGACUUUCUUUGACACAGAUGGAAUCCAGUUCCUUUAACUUGAACAUACACUUGUUUUACAUGCUGAAAUAUUCAGAAAAAGGGAAAAAAAAAUUGAUGAGAAACUGACAAAAGUGAUGAAACAUACCAUGUAUAAUUAUGGAUUGCAGAAUUUAUGCAGUUUUGGAAAAUCCUCCUCCUACAAAAAUACAUCCUUCACAGCUAUUUGUAAACAGAUCAUACACACUAAUUUAAAUUGUUACAUUAUUGUUCUAGGUGAACUUUAAGUAUUCAAUAUUUAACAAGUUUAGGAUUUGGGUGGUCAGCAUCUUCUGAAAGCCACUCAGCAUUCCUGAUGAGUUCAUUAAGUUCUGAUGCUAAAAAUGACAAAUGUCCAUUUUGCUUCCCACACCCACAAUUCUACCCUCACCCCCUAAUUUCCACACAUUUGCUGUCCUAUUUUUCUUAUUUGGUCACUAAUAAAAACACACCGCUUAGGCAGACUAAACUACAAAUUAUGUAUCAUCAUCUAUUUCAAGUUUUGCUUUCCUGCCCUUUUCUAACCUAUGCUUACAUAAGUGAACUCAGAAACAGCUAUGCCCUGAGUACUCUAAUUCUGUUUAGCUAGACAGAGUAGGUACAGACAGCAGUCAUUCCCUGAGCAAGAAAAGCCUGCAAGGACAUCUACUUGGGUAGAAAUGAGGUAAACUACAGCACCCCCUAAAAUGCAUAAUCAUGUACAAAAAUAACAUAUGGUAGUAUUGUUAACAGUAUUCAUCAUAGUAUAGGUAAACUAUUACACUCUGCUUUAGUUACAAAAAUUACACUAACAGUUACUAAACUAAACUGAUACAAGAAUUAUUUUCCAGAUACAUUGUGCCAACUCCCUCUCCCACCCAUCAAAAACUUAAAGCACGUGAUAAAUAUAAAUUCACUGAAGUAUACAAGUUAUAUACAAUGACUAAGCAGGGAAAAUGUGAGAAAUAGUUGCAUUUUUUAAAGUUAAUCUAUUUUAGCUAAGUAUUACCACAAAUAGUGGUAAAUUCCACCCCAGGCUCCUGACUUAAUCUUCUCUGGAUUGCAAUGUAUAAGCCCUCCUUUGUUGGCUGCAGUAUUUCAACCCCUGCUGAUGUGUCAAAAACUGUGAACAUUAGGCAAAACACAAAUAUGCUGCACUGCAUCAGACUAUUUUCCUCUUUUGUCUUUUCCAGAACAUGAGAACAGAUACGAUAGAGAGCAAUAACACCAAAUCCAGCGCUCCCCUCCUAACCCAGAGAUACCUGAGAAUGGUCACAAAGGAUGGACACAGCACAUUCCAGAUGGAUGGUGCACAAGGACAAGGUCUGGCAUACCUCCGAGAUGCGUGGGGAAUACUAAUGGACAUGCGCUGGAGAUGGAUGAUGCUUGUAUUUUCUGCUUCUUUUGUCAUUCACUGGCUAGUUUUUGCAGUGCUUUGGUAUGUGCUGGCUGAGAUGAACGGGGACCUGGAGCUGGACCACGAUUCUCCACCUGACAACCACACUAUCUGUGUCAAGUACAUCACCAGUUUUACAGCUGCAUUCUCCUUCUCGCUGGAGACACAACUCACCAUUGGUUAUGGUACUAUGUUUCCAAGUGGGGACUGCCCCAGUGCUAUUGCCCUGCUUGCCAUACAGAUGGUCCUAGGGCUCAUGCUAGAAGCCUUCAUCACAGGUGCUUUUGUGGCAAAGAUCGCGCGGCCAAAGAACCGGGCAUUCUCCAUCCGCUUCACUCGCUGCGCCAUAGUGACACACACAGAGGGGAAGCCAUACCUUAUGUUUCAGGUGGCUAACACACGCUCCAGCCCACUCACCAGCGUCCAGAUUUCUGCUAUUCUUUACCAAGAACAGGAGAACGGUCAGCUGCACCAGACCAGUAUUGACUUCCACCUAGACAACGUUACUUUGGAUGAGUGCCCUUUUUUCACCUUCCCUCUGACCUACUACCACUCCAUCACCCCAUCCAGCCCGCUGGCUGCUCUCCUCCAAAGAGAGGCCGCUCGCCACUUUGAGCUGGUCGUCUUUCUGUCAGCGGUGCAGGAAGGGACAGGAGAAGUGUGUCAGAGGAGGACGUCCUACCUCCCCUCAGAGAUCAUGCUGUACCAUCGUUUUGCCCCUGUGCUAGCCCGCAGUGCCAAAGGUGAAUAUCAGAUCAAGAUGGAGAAUUUUGACAAGACGAUUCCUGAGCUCCCAGCUGCAGCUGAUUCAAUGAAUCCAAGGAGGACUGCCAAGGAGAUCCGCAUCAACGGACAGCAUGUCGAGUGCUUCCAGCUCUCUGAGACUGGCCUCACAGAAUAGAGGGAACAGACUUUGGACUUUGUGCCUUUUUUUAAUUAUUGUUACAUUAAACUCUGAGGUCACAUCGACAACCUUCCUUCCUUGCCUGCCCUGUGAUCUUCUAAUGAUCUCUCCUGUUUUCCUCCUCCUGAUUGCAACACAAUAUGCAAAGCAAAGAGAACUGGCAUGCCCAUAUAAGCUUGGGAGAGGCUGGAUCGACCACCUAGGACAAAGGCAGGUACAAGAUUCACAGUACUGCUUCUGGGAAAUUAGAAGAACCACCAGCUGAAGUCACUAGGUUAUGAUUAAAGUUGUGUGACUCUGAAAGGAGAGACUUCCAAAGCUGACCAAAAUCCUAACCAACCAGUUUGUGACAAAAUUGGACAGCAAAAAUACAAGAGAAGACUCUCACACAAAACCAAUAUGGAGUCAUUCAGUCAAUACAUUAGUCCUUGGAUAAGCAAUUCAGUUGAUUUAAGACCCUGAUUUUUCUGUUAUUUUCACUCUUUGCGAGAUACUUGGUUACAUCUGAUUUCAGAGGGAUGAACUUACUCUUAGGAAGUAUUGCCAACCUCUCACAGCAGUGAGAAGUACCCCUGCUGUGCUUGCUUAUUAAGCAGAAAUGUAAAUACUAUCUGUAGUUUUUUGUUCCAUCAGAUAUGAGGAGAACUUCUCUUUGUCAGUCUAUGAAGACAGUAUCAAAAAAUCUUGAUGUAUAUGGCAAAUGCUGACUGGAAAUUUUUUUCAUAUUUGGAAACACCAAAUAAAUUAUUUAGCAGUGGAAACCAGACCAUCCUAAAUGAAUGAAUGUGGUUUUUUGUUGUUGGUGGUGGGUUUUUUUUUUCAUUACAAGGACAACAUGUUCUAUGCAUCCUCAACUGUGUGUGCUUCUCAAGUAGGUCUGACCCUGGAAGAUGCACUGCAUCCACAUGAGAAGUAGAACUGCAUCCAUUUGUAUUUUAUGCUUUUUAACAUGAAUCAUGCCUUUACGUACAGCACAGAAGUACUUAAAGACACCUGAAUCAAUUUUAAAAUAAAAAAUUAAGCUACAUGGGACUUCUGUAUUUAAGUGCCUCAUAAGUCUAUUGCAAUUAAGACUUAAAUCCAAAGCUCCUAAAUAGUUUAAAAAGCUAGAGAAUAAAUAGAACAAUGGAUAAUUAUUUACAAGCUCUUAACAAAAGCAAUGUCUAUUAUGUGUUCAUACUUGAAAAGUCAAUAUCAAAAGAGUUAAUUUCUCAAAAGUAAGAGACUUUUCCCACAAAUGAAGAUGGUCUAACUUUCACUUACAGAAGCAUAAUACUCUACAAAACAUGCUUCCUUUUAACUUCAGCAGUCAGCAGCAGGAAUAAAGGGAUCAGAUACCAUUAACUGAACUCUUCUUGAGCCUCAAAAUCAAACUGCAUUCGCAAACAGAAAGAGCUGAGCCAUUUAGCUUGCCUCCAACUUGUUUAAGCAGUUUGUCUGUGUUACAGAUUCUAACUGGAUUUGGUUUUGUUACAGAUUUUCUCAAAAUCUUUCAUGGAACUUAACUAUGUAAAAGCAUUAAUGAAUUCUGUGGAGCUUGCAGACCAACACAGUCAAAUUACACAGCCUUCAACUCUGCUUUUCUCAGUUGUUGACCCAUACACAGUUUAGAGACCCCUCCUCAAUCUUAUCAGUACCAAUAAUUUGCUAUUAUUUCCUUCUACAAUGUUAUUUGACACCUUCUCUCCCAAUGUAAUGUAGUGAGAAAAAUCUGACAAACUAAGAACCAGUGCAAGAGCAACAGAAUGGAUCUGUGUCAAGUCAGAAAUAACCAAGAACAGCACUGUUUGAGGUACUGCGUUUUCUCUCUCUCACAUACUCCAAUCUCAGACAAAUUACUGUAAAAUUCAUAUGUAUAAUCCCAACAGGGUGGCACUAUAAUCACGUUUUAGAGCCGCGGCCAUAAAGAGCUAUUUCUGUUUUCAAUUAACAUCUAAUCAAAGUGUUGGUUGCUCAGUCCAAUUUCUAAAUUGACUUGAGACUUAAAAACUGUCUCUUCUUUUUAAAAUCACUUCCUAUUCAUAGAUGUGGUAGAGCAGCAAGUAUAAAGAAAGAAUAAAAGAAUACUUUUAGUAUACCCUACAUGCUGUCUUCAAAUGCUACAUUUCUGAAUACUCAGCUGAAGAAUACUGCUGGAGCAAAUGAAACAUACAAACAACUGCACAGUUAUCUAUCUCAGAACAGUGCAGAACAAAAGGUAGGCAGAACAUUCACAUUACUUCCACUGUUCUGCAGAACUGGUGAACCACGGAGUCUCAGGAAGUACUGGAAACAGGCCAUGAUACAAAUCAGAAGCCCAGAAAAAAUUGCUCAUAAACAAGGAUGCAAAGCUGCAUUCUAAGCUUUCCGUAACGCUGCAAGAGCAAAUCUGUGAUGAACCUUCUUUAGAUAUACCUACCUAUAACAGUGAGCUAGGGAAGAAAAACAAGCCAGGAAAAAUGAAAAAUUCAGCACCCUUGUUGUAUUCACAGGAGCAGCCUUUUUACAUUCAAGUCUUCUUAACUUAAUCAAUAAACACAACUAAAUCAGGUUCCACAACUGACUUUCUAGAUGUCUUGUUUAAUCUACAAUUAUUUCUUACCAACGUGUAAUUGCUGGUAACUACUCAAAUCUCCGAGGCUACUAAGCUGGCAUUAGUCAAGGGGUUGCACAGAAAAUUAAGCAGCUUUCGUGCAACUCCAAGACAGCUGUGAUCUAGAAAACAACUUGCUCAUUUUCUUUGCUAAUAGCCUCAGCCUUCCGGAAGCAAUUUGCUGUCUCAAUAAAGUCUGUCAAAACUUAGUUUGCAAGAAAAACUCACAAAUACUUUGUGCAUCUUAAUUUGCAAAAUGAAACAGUUGACACCGAGCAUCAGCUAAAAGAGAACUUGGAAACUUAUCAGUGCAAAACCCCUUUGAAGAACUGGAUAUUCUUCAAUAUUUGAGAAGCAUUUCUCUACUGAAUUCUCCCCUUUUUAUCUCAUGAUUUUUAAUUGAAAGGUUCUUGCCUUGUCACCCAUUAUGAAUGCUCAGAAAAGCUUCCUCUCACCUGUUAUUGAUUUUGUAAUGUGAUCACCCCGAACAAACAAAACAAAGAAGUUGACAACUCAGUAAGCUACAUAAUUUGAGGCUGAUUUAAGGCCCCAUCCAAAAGCAAUUGAAAACUGAAGCACUGUAAAAUUAAAAAAUAAAAUCCUAAACUUCAAAUUUUAAGCAGAACAACAGAAACAAAUAGAUAUCUGCUAGAGCUCAUUAGCCUACAUUACAAGCUGCAUGUCAAUUCAUUCCAUCUUCUGCUUUCACUUCUAUGUGAAUGAUAUCCUAAUGUCUGGUUAACAAGGACAUCUUCUGGUACAUCUGUAUCCUUACUUGAUGCUUUAAGUAUCUUAUCAUUCAAAAGCAUGCACAUAAUAUUAACUACUUGUUUAUUAAUCAAGGUUUGAAUUAAAACGUAUCAGUACCUUCUGUGCAUUCCACCUUAUUUCUCUGAAGGUGGAGAGGAAAGAAAUGGUCUUUUCACUUACAGGGCCACGAAUCUCCAACAGAGCAAUAAUAAACAUAAAUGGCUAAUUAUUUUACAUUAAGACAUCACAAAGAUUCUACGUCUCGUCUCUUAUGCUGUGUUAUAGAGGUUUUGGUCAAAUAAGAUUAAAUCAGAAAAGUAAUACAACAAGAGACUUAGAGGAGGAGCAACCAGGUAUAAUGUGAAGUUUAAUAACUGGAAAUAAAUCACCUCAUCCUCUACAAUGAACCAGGACUUUAAGAAAGCACAAGGGGAUACCAUCUUUCCAUAAAAUCAUUCCCAGCAGAUGCACUCUGAAGUCCUGAUGACUGACAGUUAUUACCAACAAGACACGCUGCAGUAGGUGCAGCAUUAACACUAUGUUCAGGUCCAAGCCAGCUUCUGUAAGAACAUCUUGCACAAAUUAAGUUCUCAAGUUCUAUGCAUCUCAUCCAAAAGUGACUGGCAAUAUUCUCAUCAAUCUUAAUCAGAAACGUGGCACAACAUUCAGUCUGGUUCUUGUAGUGCUUUAUUUUCUCAGAGGAACAGGAAGGGGCUAAAUAAAUAACCAAUGAUGGUAGAUAAUGCUCUCGCUGUUGCCACAUUCAUUUGUCUUUUGUUAAAAAAAAAAACAGUCCUGAAACUUCCAGAGUAUUUUUUUUCCAUUCCCCAAAGGUCUAACUAUAAGCACACACUCAAGACAAACUUUCACUAUUGGAGAUGCAAAGAGGGGCAAUCUCAGAAAUCUCAAGUUGUUUUCAGGAGUAAUCUCUUUCAAGGAAAAGAGAAGAGGAAAACCAGCACUGUCCCAGUUAACCAUUUGUCAUCUUAAAAAGAAAAAUGAAAAGCAUUCUUUAAAACAUUAAAAAGAAUCAAUACACACAUGGAGAGAGAAUUCAGAGGGCUAUGAAAGAAAACAUGGUAGUAAGAUUCCUAAAAGCAUGGGCCACCAUGUAAAUUUGUAUUACUGAGAUAGAAACUCAUUACUCUCUCAAAAAAAGAAAUAAAACUACUGACUGUCAUUCAGGCAUUAAAACAUACUCCUAUCAACUCCCAAUUGCAAUUGAAUCUCCUCUGGGAGUUUUGUUGGUCCUGAAACCCAACCUGUAGCCAUAUUUUCUGACCUACGCCUUUCCAACACAUUCACUAUGGAGGCUGUUUAGCCAAUACUCCUUAUACUCCAAUAUAGUAAAGUUUGCUGACAGUCCUGCCAAGAACUCCCACAAAACAGCUGCAGUACGUGCGUGUGGAAACACACCACAGAGAAAGGACAAGGUCACAUCAGGGAGCAACCAGUGCACAACCCCAUGAAACAGAAGUUACGGUACACCCAGCUGACAGGAGAACCUUCCUUCUCACCACUCACAACUGCAGAUUCUACCUAAACGGAAAAGUCCCACUUCCCAGACAACAAUACACUCCAACUCAAAUUCAGGUGAGUAAUCAGAGAGACACACUGGGUCAAAAUUAAUGAUUUUUCCUGAACAUGACCAACGUGAACCAUUUCAGGAAUACAAGAGGGAACAUGGCAGAUACACUCACAAGUAUACUCUUUCAGCUGUACUGGGAGAGAGAAAGAAGCAGGUAACUUCAAUGAACAGAAGAUUUCUAUGAGAACUUAAACUAGUUGGACAGACAUCCAUCCCAUAACCAUGGGAACUUCAACACGUUGCCAUUAAGAUCUACCACACAAGUGAGCAUUCAAGAAAAACAGAACAGUUGACACGGUCAAGAAGUUCUAGAUACCAAAACAACACAUGCCAGGAAUGUUUAAAAACUGCAUUUACACAGCAAAUUUCACAGAGUACCCACAGAGCUUAUCAGUGAAGGCUCUUCUCAGAUGCACAGAAAUUAUUUUCCAACUGCAAACAAACCCUCAUCAAAUAAAUAAAAUCUACUUGGGGCAAAAACAACACUGCAAACACAUUCAGAGUAAAGCAGCACAGUACCACAAGCUUUCUAUUAACAAAUCUGAAGCAGGUAAGAAAGCUUUAAGUACAUAUAAGCUAUUACCCCAAAACACAUUCUUGCUCUUCCCUCCCAUCUUCUACCCAUACAGUAAC